AUGAAUCGAGAAUACGUAAUUUUACCGAACCCAAUUGAAAAUGCGGUUCCCCAUUUCACUGGUCAGAAUAUACCACUGGCCCAUUUCAUUGAAGGAUGUAAAGAAGCCCAGGCGAUGGUGCCUCAAGAACUUGAGCAAAAUUUGAUAUUAGUGUUGCGCAGCAAAUUACGGGGUGAAGCGCGAGGAGUUAUCCGAGGAGAAGUUUGCGAGACAGUAGAUGCCCUUUUAUUUUAUCUUAAAGAGUUGUAUGAGCCCUCUAAGUCUUUGUACCAAUUGAUCGGCGAGAUGGGAGGAAUUUUCCAACGCGACGAUGAAUCUGCAUUAUCAUAUACUAACCGGGUUCGCACAUUGGGGAAUCAAAUAUUAGACGUAGCAAGAUCACAGACUAGCUGGGAUGGAAAACGAGAGCGAGGCGUACAGGGGCAACUCAUUGUUUGUCAAAUUUGUAAUAAAAUUGGGCACAGUACUUUAACAUGUUAUCAACGGAAUUUAAGCCGCGACAAAAAUUCACGAGAUCGAUGUCCGAAUAAUUCAACAAUUGAUAAUAAUAAUAAUAAUCAGUAUAAAAAGAAUAAUGUGAACUCGAACCCAUAUCGUGAAAAUAAAAUGAGUUAUAAUCAAUACAAUGGUGACAUUGAUAAUCGAUCUAAUCAUGACAACAUGCGAUACGGUAAUUAUUACGGUAAUAAAUAUAGAAAUAAUGAUAAAUGUAACAGUUAUUACGAUAAUUACGAUAGCAAUAUUGAUAAUUAUGAUAAUGAUAACUUACGAAGUAAUAUUAAACUUUCAAUCUUUCCUCGUGAACUCGAAAAUAGAAGUAUCGGAGAAAAAAUCUGUCAUCAUUGUAAAUUACCGAGGCAUCAUAUAGUAAAAUGCACAAAAAGGAGGGAUAAAAAUAGAGGGUCAUUCACGAAAAGACCGCCGGACCCAUCUACCGACGGAUGGACACGCGCCAACAAUGAAGAAAAUUUGAGGAAACUACCGAAUGCCCCUGCGUCAAGGCGCGCCGCAGAAGGCCGUCAGAUCCGAGCGUCUGAUUAUGCAAAUAAUUGUGGAGAGAAUGAUAAUUUUGAGAACAUCACUAGCGAUGAGAAUGCCGUCGAAGGAAAUGAUAAUGUAGAAAAUAUUAAUCGCGGUAAGCGCACUGUUGAAAAAAAUAUUAAUCGAAAAAAUAACAAUCGCGGUGAAAAUUUCGUCGUAAGAAAUAAAAAUCUUACAGAGAGUAAUAAUCACGGUAAAAACGCCGUCGGGAGAAAUAAUAAUCUUGGAAAUGAUAAACUUAGAGAUUUAACUUCUGAUUUAGAAUUGAGUAUCUAA
Molecule: messenger RNA, 1317 nt
Organism: Microplitis mediator
Lineage: Eukaryota; Metazoa; Arthropoda; Insecta; Hymenoptera; Braconidae
Product: homeobox protein 4-like
Exons: 3
Coding region: 1-1317 (438 amino acids)
Source: RefSeq, a predicted model, not a curated record